Xiphias gladius (swordfish) is the source of this 1549-nucleotide messenger RNA. RefSeq names its product aldolase a, fructose-bisphosphate, b (gene aldoab). Gene Ontology annotation, molecular function: fructose-bisphosphate aldolase activity. Gene Ontology annotation, cellular component: cytosol. Lineage: Eukaryota; Metazoa; Chordata; Actinopteri; Istiophoriformes; Xiphiidae. Bases 114 to 1205 code for a protein of 363 amino acids. The transcript is spliced from 7 exons. The record is from RefSeq and is a predicted model, not a curated record. Gene Ontology annotation, biological process: glycolytic process; fructose 1,6-bisphosphate metabolic process.
AAUGGGAGGAUAAAUACAAGGGCCAGCGGGCUGGGGGGUGUCGCAGACGAAGGCCGGAUCUUCUCCCUCCCUCUCUCUUCUCUCAGCUCUCCUCCUAAACUCAAAGAGUCAGGAUGCCUCACGCAUACCCCUUCCUCACUCCGGAGCAGAAGAAGGAGCUCAGUGAUAUUGCUCAUAGGAUUGUCGCUCCCGGCAAGGGAAUCCUCGCUGCAGACGAGUCCACUGGCAGUGUGGCUAAGCGAUUCCAGAGCAUCAAUGCUGAGAACACUGAGGAGAACAGGAGGCUGUACCGCCAGCUCCUCUUCACCGCUGAUGACCGCAUCAACCCUUGCAUUGGAGGCGUUAUCCUCUUCCAUGAGACCAUGUACCAGAAGACUGAUAGUGGCAAGGUCUUCCCGCAGUACCUCAAAGAAAGAGGCAUAGUGGUGGGCAUCAAGGUCGACAAAGGUGUUGUCCCCCUGGCCGGAACCAAUGGCGAGACAACCACCCAGGGUCUUGAUGGACUGUAUGAGCGCUGUGCCCAGUACAAGAAGGAUGGUGCUGAUUUUGCCAAGUGGCGCUCUGUGCUGAAGAUCACCCCAACCACUCCCUCAAAACUGGCCAUCAUGGAGAAUGCCAAUGUCCUGGCUCGCUAUGCCAGCAUCUGCCAGAUGCACGGCAUUGUCCCCAUCGUUGAGCCCGAGAUUCUCCCCGAUGGUGACCAUGACCUGAAGCGCUGCCAGUACAUUACUGAGAAGGUCCUUGCUGCUGUCUACAAGGCCUUGUCCGACCACCAUGUCUACCUGGAGGGCACCCUGCUCAAACCCAACAUGGUUACCGCCGGACACUCCUGCUCACACAAGUACAGCAACCAGGAGAUUGCCAUGGCAACUGUUACCGCCCUGCGCCGCACUGUGCCCCCUGCAGUCCCUGGCAUUACCUUCCUGUCUGGUGGCCAGAGUGAGGAGGAAGCCUCUAUCAACCUGAACGCCAUGAACCAGUGCCCCCUGCACAGGCCAUGGGCCCUAACCUUCUCAUACGGCCGUGCCCUGCAGGCCUCUGCCCUCAAGGCCUGGGCUGGCAAGAAGGAGCAUGGAAAGGCAUGCCAGGAGGAGUUCAUUAAGAGAGCUCUGGCUAAUAGCAAGGCCUGCGUGGGUAAAUAUGUUUCCUCGGGAUCCAGCGCUGCCGGUGGACAGUCACUGUUUGUGGCUGACCACGCUUAUUAAGCAUGGACACUCAACGUUUCCCGUUCAACCUUCUUCCCACCAUUAUUAUGUUACCACAGAAAAGGCCACGUCUUCUUAGUCACUGCCUCUUAAACUGUCUCUACUACUGAAGAAUAACACUUUUACUGCAUAAGAUGGAAAAAAAACUUUUCUUUGGGGUUGUUGCUGUAGCUAGGAGAUUCUGAAAGAAAUGUUCUGCUUCCAUUCCCUUACCUUUUAUUUUUAAACACCUUUUUUCAGGUGAAGAUUAUCACACUGUUUUUACACAACUUGUACUAAUCUUUCCUUGGUCUGAUUACAUCAACAAUUUAUACUGUUACCAUGGAAUAAAGCAUUUACCCUAA